Messenger RNA from Saccostrea cuccullata (small rock oyster), 1091 nucleotides. RefSeq names its product TBC1 domain family member 19-like. The coding region runs from base 59 to 868 and encodes 269 amino acids. The transcript is spliced from 9 exons. NCBI's taxonomy places the organism in Eukaryota, Metazoa, Mollusca, Bivalvia, Ostreida, Ostreidae. The record is from RefSeq and is a predicted model, not a curated record.
UAAUGCAAAUCAUGGCCCUCUUGCUCAAGAAUUUUCUAAGAAAGGGUGCCCCACUAGCAUGCGUGCUACACUGUGGUGUCAAAUACUGGCUAUUGAAGUGGAUGAAAUUGAUGUCCUUUAUUACGAGCAACUGAAAACAAAUGUGCUGCAACAUGACCUAUUAGUCGACAGUUUACUUUACAAGGAUGUGAAGCUAACUGCAACAAAUGAUGACCAGUAUUUUGUUUUUGAGGACUUUUUAUAUCAGAUUUUGUUACCAUUUUCAAGAGAUACAUGUGUAUUGAAACACUUUGAUUACAACAGUGCAAGCCCUCCUAAAUCAUAUAUCCGUGGGAGGUUGGGUAUGGAUGAGUUCGCUGUGAAUUACCCCCCAAAUGGCGUGAUCCCUUUCCAUGGAUUUGCUAUGUAUGUGGCACCAAUGUGUUUUCUGUAUAAAGAGCCUAUUACCCUCUACUACGUCUUUCUCGAGAUGUAUGUGCGCUAUUUCUUCAGACUCCACAGUAUUUCUUCCCAUCCACAGGGAAUUGUUGGCCUGAGUCUUCUAUUUGAAUCACUUCUUCAAACACACGAAUCAGAUCUGUUUUUUCACCUCAAAUCUGUUGGAUGUCAACCACUUAAGGUAGCAUUUAAAUGGCUUGUACGUGCCUUUUCGGGAUACCUCUCCAGUGAUCAGGUCCUCUUGUUGUGGGACCGCGUCCUAGCAUACAACUCCUUGGAGAUCUUGUCAGUGUUGGCAGUGGCAAUAUUUUCCUUCAGAAAGACCAACUUAAUGAAGGUUCAGUCCUACAACGCAGCAGAGGCAGUUUUAGCUGAUUUGACAACGUUACAAGUUAUCCCCUUGAUUCAGUUAAGUCUCUUCUCCAAGUGAAUACUGAUGAAUCUGCUGUCAACCGCCUACUCCACAGGGCCUAAUGAGUGGAGCCGUGGUGACAUUAAGCACAGGACAGCGGACUUCAUGUACUGAAUUAUUGAGUUGGCAAUUUGUAAUUAUCUCAGAUACUUCAUCAUUAUUUGACUGUGAUAUUACAUAUGGGUAUUUUUUUAAUUGCUGAGGACAAUGUCAAUUUUUUUUUUUCAUAUUACAUUUUUAU